Molecule: messenger RNA, 4162 nt
Organism: Meleagris gallopavo (turkey)
Lineage: Eukaryota; Metazoa; Chordata; Aves; Galliformes; Phasianidae
Gene: MEOX2
Product: mesenchyme homeobox 2
Biological process (GO): somite development; positive regulation of transcription by RNA polymerase II
Cellular component (GO): nucleus
Molecular function (GO): DNA-binding transcription factor activity, RNA polymerase II-specific; RNA polymerase II cis-regulatory region sequence-specific DNA binding
Source: RefSeq, a predicted model, not a curated record
GCGCUGGCGUUUUGGAGGGAGUUUGCAUGUGGUCAGUGCUGUGCCGCUAAGCCAGCCCCCAGCUCACAUUACACACUACUGUAUUUAUAACCUCUCGGAGCCGUUUCCCCCUUCAAGCAGUUCUCUGGGACCACCUUCUAUUGGCUUCAAGCUCUCCUACUUCUUGACAUCUGGGCAGCUCUGAGAAAGGCUCAUCUAGGUCCGAGUGUUUAUGCAGCGGAGACUGGCCGCUAGGGCUAAAGACCUGGAUUAUCUGAGUUCAGUUACUUGCUGCAAAGUCUGUCGUUGCCGUUUUGGAAAAAAAAAAACCCAGCCCCGAUCUGUUUACAGUGAAAGUUGACAAAGGGUGGUGAAGUUGGAUCCUUCCUAAACUCUCCUGCCUGGAACCUGAGACUUGCAUGCCAUGGAUCACACACUCUUUGGCUGCCUGCGCAGCCCCCAUGCCACCGCGCAGAGCUUGCACCCUUUCUCCCAGUCUUCUCUUGCCCUGCAUGGAAGAUCCGACCACAUGUCCUACCCCGAUCUGUCUUCUUCUUCUUCCUCUUGCAUAAUAACGGGAUACCCCAAUGAGGAGGGCAUGUUUGCCAGCCAGCAUCAUAGGGGGCACCACCAUCAUCAUCAUCACCACCACCACCACCACCAGCAACAGCAGCACCAGGCUUUGCAGACGAACUGGCACAUCCCUCAGAUGUCGUCUCCUCCCGCGGCGGCCAGGCACAGCCUCUGCCUCCAGCCGGACUCAGGAGGACCCCCAGAGCUGGGCAGCAGCCCCCCCGUGCUGUGUUCGAACUCCUCCAGCCUGGGCACUACCACCCCUACGGGGGCAGCGUGUGCGCCGGGGGACUAUGGCAGGCAGGCUCUGUCCCCAGUGGAAACGGAGAAGAGAUCCGGCAAGAGGAAAAGCGACAGCUCAGAUUCCCAAGAAGGAAACUACAAGUCAGAGGUCAACAGUAAACCCAGGAAGGAAAGGACAGCUUUCACCAAGGAGCAAAUCAGAGAGCUGGAAGCAGAAUUUGCUCAUCAUAACUAUUUGACCAGGCUGAGGCGAUACGAGAUAGCAGUAAACCUUGACCUCACUGAAAGACAGGUAAAAGUUUGGUUCCAGAACAGACGGAUGAAGUGGAAGCGGGUAAAAGGAGGCCAGCAAGGGGCAGCAGCCCGGGAAAAGGAACUGGUGAAUGUGAAAAAAGGCACACUGCUCCCCUCCGAGCUCUCUGGCAUUGGGGCAGCUGGUCUCCAGCACACAGGGGACUCACUAGCUAAUGAUGACAGCCACGACAGCGAUCACAGCUCUGAGCAUGCACACUUAUGAUACACAGAGAGUGUCCCAGCUCCGUUCUCAGGAAAGAUGCUUUGCUGGCAAGCCUUACACAGGCAUCGUUUACGUAUGCAAGUGACUCUGGCAAUGAUUUUUAAAGUUGUUAUGGAAGAUUCAGGCUUAUUGUGUCUGUUUUUCUUGAUUUUUAGAUGGUUUACAGUAAGUGCCAUGUCUUAAAGGUUCCUCAAGAGUGGAGAAGUGGAAGAUGAACUUUGAACAUUCCAGAUUUGUUUGUCAUGUUUAUGACAGCGGGCAGGUAUUUUUGCUUUAGCUUGCACUGAAAAUUACAUUGCUCUCAACAGACGUUAUAUUCUGAAAACCACAGUGCCACAAAAUCACUAUCUAGUGGAUAAGAAAUGUAUUUUAACUCUGUAUAUAUUUACCUUACAGCAUUUUCCUGUCUUCACUAAUUUUAGCAAUGCAUUCAUAUUAGCUGAUGGCAAUAGUCACUCAUGACAGUAAAUGGCUUUUUGUCUCUUUACUUUUGUUUUGUUUCGCCAAAGACAUACAAUACAUGCAGAUACUUUUGUUCAAGUAGAGAAAGUAUCUGCUAGGACAAGUCCUUGUAUGACAGACAAAACAAACGUUAUGUUGCAUUUACUAUCAACUGCUGCUAAUAGGGUAUUAUUAAACUUACCUAGCUCCUCAAUUCUUCUUAUCUUAUAACUGCAAAAAAUGAUUUUUAGGAUCAUAAGGAUAGUCCAGUAACCUGCCAGAAAGUUUUCAUGCUCAGUGGAAACCCCAGAAAGGAUUAUUCAUUUCUACUUUGUCAUCACUGAGUACAUUGAUUAAUACUGACUCUGCGGAAAUGUUGCUUCAUCUUCAGUUUAAAAAACAGCAGUAAGCUGAAAGUUAUUAUCAACUGCUUAUGUUGGUAGGAAUCAAAAUAUGAAGGUAACUCAGUAUUGUGUCCCGUGUGUAAAAUCAAGACACAUUUUCUGUUAUAAGCUUUUGUGUACGUACAGGCAAACACCAAAACUCAAAAUUUAAUGCAAACCAUUGAUUGUACUUUGUAAAGAAAAAUGUUUAAUAAAUAAUCCUUUUUAAAUAUUUCUGGUCUCUCUACAGUGAUUUCACAGGAAACUUAAAAGAGUUGUUUUGUAAAAGUCCUAAGGAACUGACUUUUUUGGUUUUUUUAGAACUUCAUCUGUGAACAACACAAAGCUACAUUUUCAAAUUUAGGCUUUUAAUCUUGGAUAAACUUUCUACCUUGAUCCAUUUGGGAAACUCUUUCCUUCAGCAGGAAAAAGGCAUCUAGCAGCUAAUGAUGUCUUCGGCCAAAAACAACAAGAGUCUGUUCAACCAUUUUUCCAGAUCUAGAGUGAAUAUAAAGGGUUAUUUUGUUGGACAUUGUUUGAAUGGAUUAAAAUGAAUAAACAUCAGGAAGGGGAUGCACACUUACGUCAGAAUGCCUUUAUUUGAUAGUGUUGUUCAAGAGAAAGAUAUAAAAAUACCUCCAAAAAUGUAAGAGAUGAAUUCAAGUGUGUUCUGAAAUAGAAGAUGCAGAGUGAAAGAAGGAGCAAGUGGGAAAUGUGCAUGUCUUUGAGAGUAUUCACUGAAGCUCUGCUAUGUGGAGUGAUAGGGCAUCAUAUAAGUUAAAUGCAAUCAAGAGAUCUGAGUCUGUUUUCUAAAUCCUUUCCACUGUAGAUUUGAUCUUUCUUGCAGGUUAAUUUUGUUUCUCAUUUCUUUUUCAAAUGCCUUCUUCUAAGUGUGUGAGGAGGAUAGAGAAGUAAUCCAACAGCUUGCAAAUAUUUGAUAUUUUUUAUUUGAUGACUAGAUGGGAAAGUUUUUGACUGGUGAUGGUGAUUAUCAAAAUAGGAAAAAAAAAAGGCGACCCAGACUAAAACUUCUUAGGCUAGUUUUGCUCCCUGCUAAAGGAAAUAUACCUAAAUUUUAAAAUUAAAAAAAACCUUAGAUUAAAAAGUUAAACCACCUUGAAUUUUCAGAUACUACCUUCUUGUAAAAACAAAGACUUUUAGUCAAAUUUUAUGUGACCCAUUUUACUACCUAAGAAGUAAGAUAAUAUUAUUGUCUUUCAAAUACUAUCAUUGCCAAAAUGCCUUUUUGGGCAUACAGAAUUGAUUGCUGCCUUUUAUACACUUUAAGACUGAACUUGAAAAGGGUUCUGCCAAGUUUGAGAUGACACUUCACAGUACAAAUGGAAAAAUAGCUCAUUUACAUUACUUGAAAUGUACCAGCGAUGUCUUCCUAGCCCAAGACAUUUGGAGGGAUGUAUUAUUGUGUGAUUUGAUUGCAAUACUUGCCAAUAUGUGCAAUAGUGGAAAACAUGAGCUGUAAUAAUCUCACUACAAGGUAGAAUACUUUCCAUUUGAGAAUUGUCUUUUCCAUUUUCCUUGUUUACCUGAAUCUCUACAGAUAUGAGGGACAAGGAUAGAAACAUGAAGAUGAAUGUAAAUUGCUUGGAUAAUUUUUAUAUAAUUUUAUUUAAGUAAAUCUUUAAAUAAAGCACCAAAUUAUGAAACUUUACACUAGAGUGUGAGUGUGGGAAGAUUAGCAAAAUUGAUUGUCUUCCAAAUUUUAAAAGGAGAUAAGACUUUGAAUGUGGUCAAAAAACACUGACUGAAUGUAGCAACAUCUGUUGGCUUUAAACAACUGUUUUGUGUGUACACCACUGCAAAGUGAAAUAUGGUGCAGGGAUCCCACAUUGGCAGAAGUUGAAGCUACAAAUUCUAAGCACAGUGAGCUUCCUACCAUGAUCUUGAAUGAAUUUACUUACAAGCACAGCCCCAUGGAAAUCCAGAUGCAUCUUCCAGAUUUCAGCUAGCUCAUUCUCAAGCUGUGUACAGCAGCAGUGAACCCUCUGCUCUUUAACACUACUUUUUG